AUGUCAAAGAAAAAGGCGGAGGUAUCAAAAACAGUGCUUUUUGGCCGAAUCGGUACGAAUCUCAAGUGUGGAAUCGUUGGUUUGCCUAACGUUGGAAAGUCCACAUUUUUCAACGUCCUCACGACUAGUGCUGCUGCUGCUGCCAACUUCCCAUUUUGCACCAUUGAGCCCAAUGAAAGUCGUGUCGCGGUACCUGAUGAGCGUUUCGACUACCUUUGCGAGCACUAUCAGCCUCUGAGUAAAGUCGUGUUCCAGCAUACCUUAACGUCGUUGACAUCGCCGGCCUUGUUAAAGGUGCUCAUGAAGGCGCUGGGCUUGGGAAUGCUUUCCUGUCACACAUUAAAGCAGUGGACGGAAUAUUUCAAGUUUUGCGUAUGCUAUUGGGUUCACUUUGAAAUAAUGCCCAUUUUAGGUAUUUUUGAAGAUCCUGAUGUUAGCCAUGUUGAAGGGGAUGUUGAUCCUAUCCGCGAUAUGGAGAUAAUUCGUGAGGAGCUGCGAUUGAAAGACGAGGAUUAUGUCAACACAGUUUUUGAAAAAUUGGAGAAAGCAGUAAUUCGUGGUGGUGAUAAGAAACAAAAACCCGAUUACGAUUGCAUCGCCAAAGCAAAGCACCUCCUCUGUGAAGAACACAAAGGCAUUCGUUUUGGUGAAUGGAAUGCUGCCGAAAUUGAGAUUCUGAAUGAUCAUCUCUUUAUAACCUCAAAACCGGUUAUCUAUCUCAUUAACAUGUCGGAAAAGGACUUUUUUAGGAAGAAAAACAAAUGGUUAGUGAAGAUCAAAGAGUACGUUGAUGCAAACGAUCCUGGCGCAGUGAUGAUUCCCUUCUCUGCGGAUUUUGAGCUGCGCUAUGCGGAGAUGUCGGAGGCAGAAAAGAAGGCCUUCUUGGAGGCAAAUCCCUCAGUGCACUCCCAACUUCCCAAAAUCAUCCAGACGGGUUAUAAGGCUCUACAACUCAUCUACUUCUUCACGGCUGGCAAAGACGAGGUCAAGGCCUGGACCAUUCAGAAAAACACCAAGGCCCCACAAGCUGCUGGAAAGAUUCACUCGGACAUGGAACGCGGCUUCAUCAUGGCUGAGGUGAUGACUUUCGAUGAGUUCAAAGCUGAAGGCUCAGAAGCCGCUUGCAAAGCGGCUGGAAAGUAUAGGCAGAAAGGACGGGACUAUUUAGUACAGGACGGUGACAUUAUAUACUUCAAAUUCAACGCCGGCGCCGGUCUGAAAAAGAAAUAA
Hydatigera taeniaeformis is the source of this 1230-nucleotide messenger RNA. The record is from the annotation of a GenBank genome assembly. NCBI's taxonomy places the organism in Eukaryota, Metazoa, Platyhelminthes, Cestoda, Cyclophyllidea, Taeniidae.